AAAAAAUAAUUACCAGUCAAUUGCUAGUAGUUCGCAACUGAAUUCAAUUCGUGAUACUUUGAAAAGUGAUAAUGAAAUACUCAGUCGUAUUCGUGUUGAUUAUAUUAACAUUUAUCGGUUCAUCAGUGGAAUACAUUGCUGGUCAAAGUCAGCCAACCUGUUACGGUCGUGAUUGUCCUGUGGGUACUACAAGUUGUAAAAAACAUAUGAAAUCAUCACUCGAUAGAAAAUUACUGGAAAUAACAGUGAAUUGCCUAGAUGAUUUCAAUGGGAGCUUGAAAGAAUACUUUUUUGAAGAACUCAGCACACUGAACCCCUAUACACAUUAUGAGAGUACAUCUUAUUCUGGCACAGGAGAUAUCAGCAUUGGUGGCAAUUCUAUGAGACUAGGAAGAUAUAAUAAUGGACUAGAAGAUUUCUCUUGAUGUGAUUGGAUUCAUUUCAGUUUUUUCAGUGUCUUGAUUCAUGGUAACCUUCCUUUGUGAUCUGUGAUUAAAAAUAAAAUUAUUUAUUUUCAAA
Leptinotarsa decemlineata (Colorado potato beetle) is the source of this 519-nucleotide messenger RNA. RefSeq lists its product as uncharacterized. Lineage: Eukaryota; Metazoa; Arthropoda; Insecta; Coleoptera; Chrysomelidae. The record is from RefSeq and is a predicted model, not a curated record.